AUGACGACGGCCCACAGACCUACGUUCGAUCCCGCACGCGGUAAAGAAGCCCAGCGAGGGCCCGCCUAUCAUCAGCGACUCCUACCAGCGCAUACGACACUCAAACACAGACAACCAGGCCAAGGCGGCGAUGCCGAUGCUCAACGCGACCUUCGCGCCGAACUUCUCGAGGCUGAGGCGCGUCACAUCGCGAAGAAGAACGGCACCUACGUUGAACCCGAGGCAGCAGCCGAGCCGAAUGCGCACAAACGUCAGAUUGAUGCUGUACCAGCAGCCGAGGAAGGCGAGGAAGAUGAAGCAGCUCAAAAGCGGCGGCGCAUAGAGGUGUUGGAAAAGUUCAGGGACGUAGAUGCAGACGACAGCAGCACCGAGGACGAAAGUAGCGAUGAAGAGGACGAAGACGAAGAGGACGAAACCGCGGCCCUUAUGCGCGAACUUGAGAAGAUCAAGAAAGAGCGCGCUGCAGCCAAAGCCAAGGAGGAGGCAGAACGCGCCGCAGAAGAGGAAGAACAACGCGAAAUCGACGUCGCCCGAGGCAAUCCUCUGCUCAAUGCGAAAGACUUCACCAUGAAGCGCCGAUGGGACGACGAUGUGGUCUUCAAGAACCAAGCACGAGGCACCGAAGACAGGAACAAGAAGAAGGAAUUCAUCAACGACAUGUUGCGAUCCGACUUCCAUAAGAAGUUCAUGUCCAAAUACAUCCGAUGA
Messenger RNA from Alternaria postmessia, 708 nucleotides. RefSeq names its product complexed with cef1p (gene CWC15). Lineage: Eukaryota; Fungi; Ascomycota; Dothideomycetes; Pleosporales; Pleosporaceae. The record is from RefSeq and is a predicted model, not a curated record. Gene Ontology annotation, biological process: mRNA cis splicing, via spliceosome. Gene Ontology annotation, molecular function: RNA binding. Gene Ontology annotation, cellular component: catalytic step 2 spliceosome. The transcript is spliced from 3 exons. Bases 1 to 708 code for a protein of 235 amino acids.